Molecule: messenger RNA, 2573 nt
Organism: Eleginops maclovinus (Patagonian blennie)
Lineage: Eukaryota; Metazoa; Chordata; Actinopteri; Perciformes; Eleginopidae
Gene: msrab
Product: methionine sulfoxide reductase Ab
Exons: 6
Coding region: 192-803 (203 amino acids)
Biological process (GO): cellular response to oxidative stress
Cellular component (GO): cytoplasm
Molecular function (GO): peptide-methionine (S)-S-oxide reductase activity
Source: RefSeq, a predicted model, not a curated record
GACUCGUGCCUGACUCUCUGCCAACCUGUGUGAAGCUAGAAAGCGGAAUAGCGAGAGGGAGGGAAGCGGAAGAGAGUUAGAGGGAAAGGGAGAGAAUGGAUUUUGGAAGGAAAUAAACAGAGCAGCCUGGAGAUCGACCUUUCCGUCACCAGUUUUGGCAUCCAUGGAUAGCACCUCUCCCGUGUCUCUGUAUGAGGGGGCAGCAGCGCUUGGACUUCAGUUUUACGGACAAGCAUGCAGUCAAUGGGAAUCCCACUGUGGAGCCUUUUCCAGAAGGCAUGGAGACCAUCAUGUUUGGUUUGGGCUGUUUCUGGGGAGCUGAGAGACUUUUUUGGCAGCUUCCUGGAGUCUUCUCCACACAGGUUGGCUAUGCCGGCGGCUUUACACCCAACCCAAAUUACCAAGAAGUUUGCUCAGGUCUGACGGGUCAAACUGAGGUGGUGAGGGUGGUCUUCUCCCCGGAAGAUCUCAGCCUCGAGGAACUACUUAAACGCUUUUGGGAAAACCACGAUCCCACACAAGGUAUGAGGCAGCAGAAUGAUCAAGGUACUCAAUAUCGUUCAGCCAUUUACACAUCCAACCCCACUCAACAGGAUCUCGCAUUGAAGAGCAAAGUGGCCUUCCAGCAGGAGCUGGAUAAAAAAGGCUACGGUCCCAUCACCACAGAGAUUCUGGAGGUGCAGCAGUUUUACUACGCUGAGGACUAUCACCAGCAGUACCUGAAAAAAGUACCAAAAGGCUACUGUGGCCUCAAAGGCACCGGAGUGUCCUGCCCCAUCAGAGCCGGGAAGGAUGAAUUAUAGGAAUGUGUGGUGAGAAGGAUAAGGAAGAGAAUUAAUCAGGCUGUUUUUCACAUAAAAAUGUUCAGGCUCAUUCUGACAAAUAUUAAAAAUGAUCCAUAGUCAAAUGUAUGUACUUUUAGCAUACGUAUUAGUAUUAUUAACAAACAUAAUAACCUAUUUGUCAGAUUUUGAAUACUUUAAAAGGCCACUGGGAAUUUUUCAAUAAGAGUUUCAAUUUUGUUUCUACAAAGAUCUGUCAGCUGUGUAGAAACAAUAAUGUAUCAGAAUUAAAAUCGACUCUAUUGGCUCUAUAAGACAGAAAAAGACAUAUAGCAUAAAACAAGGACAAAUGAAUUGGACACGGAUACAACAUAAACAUUUAACUAAUACACUGCACGGCCAAAAAAAAGGUCACACGCUCUAAUAUUCGUUGGACCGCCUUUAACAUGCAUUCACUGUGGCAUCGCUUCCACAAGCUUCUGCAAUGUCACAACAUUUAUUUCUGUCCAGAGUUGCAUUAAUUCAUUUUGAUCUUGUAUUGAUGACGGGAGAUUCGGAUCACUGCGCAAAGUCUUCUCCAGCACAUCCCAAAGAUUCUCAAUCGGGUUCAGGUCUGGACUCUGUGGUGGCCAAUCCAUGUGUGAAAAGGAUGUCUCAUGCUCACUGAACCACUCUUUCAGAAUUUGAGCCUGAUGGAUCCUGGCAUUGUCAUCUUGGAACAUGCCCGUGCCAUCAGGGAAUAAAAAAUCCAUUGAUGGAAUAACCCGAUCAUUCAGUAUAUUCAGGGAGUCAGCUGACCUCAUUCUUCGGGCACAUAACGUUGCUGAACCUAGACCAGACCAACUGGAGCAACCCCAGAUCAUAGCACUGGCCCAUAGGCUUGUGACCUUCUUUUUGGCUGGGCCGUGUAUUUUUAUGUAUAAAAUAUACAGCUCUGGAAAAAAUUAAGAGACUACUUUAGUAUUAUCAGUUUUUAUUAUUUAUAGAUAUGUCUUUGAGUUAAAUGCUUUUUAUUUUUUUAUUAUUGUAUUCCAUAAACUACUGACAACUUUUCUCUGUGCUAGAAUUCAUCAGACACUUGAAUGGCUGCCAUACAUGUAGAGAUUGAGAUUUAAGAAAAAUUUGGAGUGAUUUUUUUCGGAGCUGUAUAUAUACAAGUGUAUAUAAAAACACAAUAGCCUGCACUGUUCUCUGUAUAGCACCUGAGAAAAGAGCAAUUUAAGACUUUUUACAUAUGGCAUAAAAGGCAUUUAAACAGUGUUAAGAGACAAUAAGAAGGUAAAUGAAAUAAUAUAAAUGAAAAAAGGGAAAUACACUACACAAGUAGCAGUGCAGCUGCAGCAACAGUCCGCUUCCACAAGGUGGCAAUGUUCCUCAAAGAACAUGGUAAAGCCCCAUCAGUGUUUUUACUGCAUCCUCUACAAUGUGACAUAUUGUAGCUCUGAAACCAUGAAACCAACACUUUUGCUUCGCAGGUUGGCUCAUUGGACGAAACAACACAUACUUCAGUGGUUCUAUUAUCCAACAAGAUAUCAUUGUUUACGUCCAUCUUAAAGCUUAAACACUGUGACUGGACUUUUAGACUUUACUGUCAGAUUUCUUGAAUAUAGCGUCUAAUACAAUCAGUAGCUUAUUAAAAGGAAAACAUAAUAAUACACGCCUGUAUUUUUUAAUACAGUAAUUUAUUUGUAUAUAAAUCUGAAAAGCUGUUUUAUAAUCAAGUUUACAUUGAGCAAGACAGACUGAACACUGCUUUUGUCACUUUAGAAAAAUAAAGUAUAUCUUAUUCAA